AUGGUAAAAUUAACGACAGAUAUGGUCGAGAAAAAAUGUUCUCAAAUAUUGACUAGAAAAUCACUCAGUAAAACAAUGAACAAGGAGGACUUGUGGAAGUUGACGCAUUUGCAUAUGAACGACAUGUUUAUCAGCAAUAUUGGCAAUCUUGCCGUCUACAAAAACUUGAAAGUGAUACAUCUUCAAAACAAUAAUAUAUCAAAAAUAAAGAAUUUAGAUUUUGCAUGCCAUUUGACACAUUUAUAUUUACAACACAAUGCCAUAACGAAAAUGGAAAAUCUGGAAUCUCUGCAAAAUCUUCAAAAGCUUUAUCUAGGACACAAUAAUAUUAUCGUAGUUGAAGGACUGGAGAAUUUGAAGAAGUUGCAAGAAUUGCAUAUUGAAAAUCAAAGGAUACCAUCUGGUGAAUCGUUAUGUUUUGAGCCACGCAGCGCUCUUACUUUAUCCAUGUGUCUGAAAGGUCUUGAUAUUUCUGGCAACAAGAUGACAUCUUUAAAAGAUUUGGUAGGAUUUCAUGAAUUAAAUAUAUUGGAAGCGAAAAAUAAUCUCAUCGGUGAUAUGGAUGAUUUGACUACGACGAUAAGUACAUUAACGGCUUUGAAAGAUUUGUCUUUACAAGACAAUCCCGUUGUACGAUCUUACAGAUACAGGGAAAAUCUGAUUGCUAACAGCAUCUCCUUAGUAAAUCUCGACGGAAAAAUUGUGUCUGAUGUUUGUCGAAGAUUUAUGAGAAGAUUUAAAAUGGAGAAACACAAUCGCCACACGAGAAAGGCGAGCAAAGUUCCAUUGGGAGAUGAUAUAACAAGUUCUCUAAACUUACCGCCAGCUUUCAAGAAAUCUAUUUCGAGAGCAAUAUUUCAGCAACCUGGACCACAAUUCUCUAUAUCAAUUAUCCCGGAAAAUCAGCUGCAAAUAUUUCCACCUUGGAAAUCAGCAUCUGGCAUCACAAAUAUUCGAAAUAAUCAUGUAACACCAAGGCCAUUCUGGAGUAACGUGAUUAACAGCAAAAUGACCCAAUGCUCUCUCAUCAAUAACAAGGCAAUUGCAUUACCGUUCAUUUAAUUGCUUUCAUCAGUAUGUAGUAUUGAUGGCAACAUGGAUAUUAUUUUUAAAAAUAUCCUACAAUAUAAUUAAAUAAUAAUUAUUACAGUACUUGCAAAUAUUAUUUUGAUACAAAUCGUGGGAGGAUGUAAAUGAAUUAUGAUCAUAAAGAAUGAAAAUUUGUAUACUUACAUUCUGAUAUAAAAUGAAAUAAUGUAUUAUUUAAUUAUGCAAUAAGCAUGAUUUGAAUUACACAAUAUAGUAUUUAUAGAAAUCUAGCAAUAAGGUUACAUUCGUAUUAUUUUAUAUGCUAUUUUCGAACAUUUUCAUGUUUUUUAAAUGAAUAUAUAUUAUGAUAGUUAUAUUUGCAAAUAUUGGUGCAAAUUUUCACUUUAUAAAAGUAUCGGAUAUAAUAAAAAUAUAAAUAUAUGUGACAUAUACAUAUGCAUGUAGUCGUUCUGCGUGCGUGCGUGUGCACGUUAUAUAAGAAAUAUAUAUGCUCAAACCUGUGAUAAUAUACAACAGAAUCCAAUACAUUUAAAUACAUUUACGAAUAUACAUAUGUUCAACUUUUCGUAAUAUACUCACCAACCAUCAUCCACAUGGUGAAACGUAUCCAUGUCAUAACAUCUAACAUCAUCAUGAGUGUUAAUGAUGUUCCAUUUACCCUUCAAAUUAACAAUCAUAAAGACCAAUACUUUCUUCGUUUCAGUUUUAUUCUUUUCAAAAUUUAAAUCAUUACCGUAAUCACAAUCCUUAAAAACCCUUUUUAAAAAAAGAAAAAAA
Molecule: messenger RNA, 1827 nt
Organism: Ooceraea biroi (clonal raider ant)
Lineage: Eukaryota; Metazoa; Arthropoda; Insecta; Hymenoptera; Formicidae
Product: protein phosphatase 1 regulatory subunit 42
Molecular function (GO): protein binding
Source: RefSeq, a predicted model, not a curated record